CACCUCGCGGCGGUUGGCUAACGUGGAAGUCUAAUCAGCCGGCCGGCGGGGCAGCCGGGGCUGUGCUACCUGGGGUCUUGUGCGCGGUGGCAGCCGUGGUCUUGGCGGCGCGGCUCGGCCUUUCUGGGGGGCAGUGAUGGGGCGCACGGGCGCCGGACAGCGGCCGCCGGUGUAGCCCGCGCGGUGCCCGGCCCGGAGCGAGGCGGCCGCGGCGGGCGCGGGAGGCCUGUGAGGGCCGCUGCCCCGGGAGCCCGGCCUGCCGCGCUAUGGCUCCUAUGGGCAUCCGCCUGUCCCCGCUGGGGGUGGCCGUGUUCUGCCUGCUGGGGCUCGGCGUGCUCUACCACCUCUACUCCGGCUUCCUGGCCGGCCGCUUUAGCCUCUUCGGUCUGGGCGGCGAGCCGAGCGGGGGCGCGGCGGGGCCCGUGGCCGUGGCCGUGGCCGUGGCCGACGGGGGGACCGUGGACCUGCGCGAGAUGCUGGCCGUGUCCGUGCUGGCCGCCGUCCGCGGAGGCGACGAGGUGAGGCGCGUCCGCGAGAGCAAUGUCCUCCACGAGAAGUCCAAGGGGAAGACGCGGGAGGGAGCCGAGGACAAGAUGACCAGAGGCGACGUACUGUCCAACCGCAAGAUGUUCUACCUGCUCAAGACCGCCUUCCCCAGCGUGCAGAUAAAUACUGAGGAACAUGUGGAUGCGGCUGACCAGGAGGUUAUCUUGUGGGAUCGUAGGAUUCCUGACGAUAUCCUGAAGGAGGUAACUGCCCCUAAAGAGGUGCCAGCAGAAAGCGUGACUGUCUGGAUCGACCCGCUAGAUGCCACACAAGAAUACACAGAGGAUCUUCGAAAGUAUGUCACUACGAUGGUAUGUGUGGCCGUAAAUGGUAAACCUGUGCUAGGAGUCAUCCAUAAGCCAUUUUCUGAAUAUACAGCUUGGGCCAUGGUGGAUGGUGGUUCAAACGUGAAAGCCCGUUCUUCCUACAAUGACAAGACCCCAAAGAUCGUUGUGUCUCGUUCCCAUUCAGGGAUGGUUAAACAGGUUGCUCUUCAGACUUUUGGAAACCAGACUACGAUCAUCCCCGCUGGUGGUGCUGGUUACAAAGUCUUAGCACUCUUGGAUGUGCCUGAUAAGAGUCAAGAAAAAGCUGACCUGUAUAUCCAUGUGACAUACAUCAAGAAGUGGGAUAUAUGUGCUGGCAAUGCCAUCUUAAAAGCCCUUGGGGGGCAUAUGACUACCCUGAGUGGUGAAGAAAUCAGUUAUACAGGUUCAGAUGGCAUUGAAGGAGGACUCCUCGCUAGCAUCAGAAUGAACCACCAGGCUUUGGUCAGAAAACUCCCAGAUCUAGAAAAGAUAGGUCAUAAGUAAGCGUGCCUGAUCACAGGGUGCCGUUCUUCGAGAGCUGAAAUGGUUAGGCUGAAGUGCUGGAAGCUUCAAAGGAUUGGUGGGACUGCAUGGUUAACACCAUCCCAAACUUUUUAAAGUAUUUAUGAAGCAUCAGAGACUUAUUUUCCCUGUAAUAGGAUGCAAGAUCUGGGAAAUGGGUUGCUUCGUGUCUUGAGUAUUGUCUUUAUUUUUGAGACUAUUUUCGUACAGUUGUCAUACACAAGGCGCAUAUACAUUUGUGAAUUAAAAUCUACGGCCACAUCUACACUGUUAGGAGUCACCAUUUUCACACAACAUCAUGAAUUUUCACUAUUUGUUAAUGCUUUCAUAUAGAAUUGGACUGAAGGAAAGAUUGAUUUUGUGUAAAUAUUUAAUACAACUUUAUAGUUAUAUCUCAUUGAAAAUUAAGUAAUUGGGAAUUUUUGCCUUUAAGUUGGAUAGAAAGCACAAGAAGUCACACAUUUAUUAAUAUGCAACACAUGUUGUAUUUAUGUUACUGAAUAGUCUAUGGAUUAAAAUAGAAAAGGCUUAAAUUGAUGUUUUCUUUGAAAAUUUAAUACAGGUUCACCAGCUAGUGGAAAAUAUAAGCAUAUGACGAGUUUUCAUUGUAAUCAUAAUUUCUCCGUGUGUCUGUGUAUGUGUGUGUAUUUUGUUCUUAUAAAGAGCGUGUGUGUGUGCCCAUGAGUUUAGCAUUUCUGCCAUCCUGUUGUUGUUUUUCGUUUUCCAUAUGGAAGAAGAAUGGUUCUGUCCUUUCUCCUCUGACCAAUAAACCAAACUUUAACUUGUAAAGUUUGGUUUAAGGUUUCAGAUUAGCAUGUAUGAUUUCUGAUACAUUUUCUUUUGGGGGAUAAAAUAUGAUAUAAAGCCCUCAAAGAAUAUAAAUGAUUCUAUUAUAAUUGAAAGUUACUUGAAAUUACAUGAAUUGAACAAGCUUUUAUUAUUUUCCAAAACUUUGUUUUGGUAAUUUUUUUUUUAAUGUCCCAGGUUUGUGUAUAGCAGUUUCUCAUUAUCAGGAACGAGUCCCGUUGCUUUUGCCCUGAUUGCUUUUACUAUUAAUAAAUAUGUCUGACCU
This is a messenger RNA of Otolemur garnettii (small-eared galago), 2448 nucleotides long. RefSeq names its product inositol monophosphatase domain containing 1 (gene BPNT2). Gene Ontology annotation, biological process: phosphatidylinositol phosphate biosynthetic process; skeletal system development. Gene Ontology annotation, molecular function: 3'-nucleotidase activity. The coding region runs from base 267 to 1358 and encodes 363 amino acids. NCBI's taxonomy places the organism in Eukaryota, Metazoa, Chordata, Mammalia, Primates, Galagidae. Gene Ontology annotation, cellular component: endomembrane system. The transcript is spliced from 5 exons. The record is from RefSeq and is a predicted model, not a curated record.